Pochonia chlamydosporia 170 is the source of this 534-nucleotide messenger RNA. Its product is annotated as MYND finger family protein. The record is from RefSeq and is a predicted model, not a curated record. The transcript has a single exon. The coding region runs from base 1 to 534 and encodes 177 amino acids. Lineage: Eukaryota; Fungi; Ascomycota; Sordariomycetes; Hypocreales; Clavicipitaceae.
AUGCCAGAUCUCUCACCACAUCUUUGCCGGGACUUCCUCGCUCUUCAUAUACUCUUCGCCAGACAGCACGAUCCCUACAUCAAUGCUGAGGCAGUGAUUCACUUGUGGUAUUCUGCCAAAAUGCCUUCUAUGCUUUGGAAUCAUGUCGCUAUCGUGAUGAAGGAAUAUUUUGAAGACUUUGAGGCAAGUAUUGAAGAUAAGCUAAGAGACCCGAACAAAGCCAAGGCAGGGACAAAACUGUUUCCGCUAUCAUGCACGCUGGGAUGGACACGGAACAACAUUGAUUUCCAAUGCUGUCUGCGCGAGGAUGGGUGGCAGCUGUUGAGAGAUGUGCUGAAACAAAGGGAUCAGAUAUCCUCUGAAGACGCAGCAGCAAUCCGGGCUCUGGACUUAGAAAAGAACAGUGAGCCUCUGAACGUUGCCGCCGCACGAAUGACGCACUCCAGGUUUUUGGGACUCUGUAAGUGGCGAAACGACGGCAUGCUGCUACCUUUCGGACAUCCGCGAGACGACUUUGACAUGUUUAACCCGUGA